AUGUCGCCUAAGCACCGUUGGCUGCCAGAGUUCCAUUCACCCUUUGGAGACGUGAAAUGGAUAGCGCCUGAAAGGAAUCGUAGGCAGUUGUCGAUGUUCGAUCUCGUGCCUUCGCCUGCAACAUAUGACGAGGAAUAUGCGACCAUACAGCUUUGCAGCACCAACAACAGCGAUCCGGAGGAGCAAGACUGCGGACCAUCACCGCGAAUGCCUUCGAAGCUGAAAGAGGACAGGCAAGAGGGACCCGAACCUCGGAAGAAGGCCGCUUUGGAGGUCACUGACGAAUCGACGAAUUCGGUGAAGAAGCGCAAAUUUGUCGAUAGAGAUGGUGUAUUGGCAAACAUAAACAUCAAUGACGCCGCCCCACCAUAUCGACCUGUGGCUAAGGCGUGCUAA
Molecule: messenger RNA, 396 nt
Organism: Laetiporus sulphureus 93-53
Lineage: Eukaryota; Fungi; Basidiomycota; Agaricomycetes; Polyporales; Laetiporaceae
Exons: 4
Coding region: 1-396 (131 amino acids)
Source: RefSeq, a predicted model, not a curated record